AUGUCUGAUCAUGAAGAUUUUGCGGACAGCGAGCCGCCGACAAUAGACCCCUAUGAGGUCUUGGGCCUGGAGCGCACCGCAACUGCUGACCAGGUCAAGAGCGCAUAUCGCAAAGCAGCGCUCAAGAAUCAUCCAGACAAAGUUGCCGAGUCUCAGAAGGAGAAGGCGCACGAGGCCUUUCAAAGCAUCGCAUUCGCUUACGCCGUCCUCUCGGAUCCUGCGCGACGAAAACGAUACGACACCACUGGAUCAACGGCCGAGUCCAUUGUUGACUCCGAGGGCUUCAACUGGAGCGACUAUUACCGGGAGCAGUUUAAGGAUGCAAUCUCCGAGGAUGCCAUCAGAAAAUUCGCCGAGAAAUACAAGAAUUCCGACGAGGAGAAGGAUGAUCUCCUCAUCGCCUACGAAGAGUGCGAAGGCGACAUGGAUCAGGUGUACGAGCGAGUGAUGCUUAGUGAUGUCGUUGAGGAUGACGAGCGAUUUCGUAAGAUUAUUGACGAAGCAAUUGAGACUGGCGACGUCCCAAGCUUCGCAGCUUACAAGAAGGAAAACAAGCGGAAGCGUGCUGCCCGUGCCAAGGCGGCCAAGGCAGAGGAAAAGGAAGCUGAGGAGCUGGCCAAAGAGCUUGGCGUGCAUGACAAGAUUUUUGGCGGCAAGGCAAAGGGCAAGAAGGGUAAGGGGAGCUCGGAAGAUGACUUGGCAGCUCUGAUUCAGAAGCGACAGAAAGAUCGGGCUGAGGGCUUCCUCGACCACCUCGCUGAGAAGUACGGCGCAAAGAGCUCUGCUGGCAAGAAGGGCAAGAAGCGCGUUGUUGAGGAAGAGGAAGAGGAGCCGUCGGAGGAGGCAUUUCAAGCUGCUGCGGCCAGGCUCAAGAAGGCAAAGACUUCUAAUAGAGAGGAGAAGUCUGCGUCAAGCUCAGGCCGACGAUCGACGAGAUCUCGCCGGUAA
This is a messenger RNA of Trichoderma asperellum CBS 433.97, 948 nucleotides long. RefSeq lists its product as uncharacterized. Gene Ontology annotation, cellular component: nucleus; cytoplasm. Gene Ontology annotation, molecular function: heat shock protein binding. Lineage: Eukaryota; Fungi; Ascomycota; Sordariomycetes; Hypocreales; Hypocreaceae. The record is from RefSeq and is a predicted model, not a curated record.